Trichoderma harzianum CBS 226.95 is the source of this 912-nucleotide messenger RNA. RefSeq lists its product as hypothetical. Gene Ontology annotation, biological process: DNA catabolic process. Gene Ontology annotation, molecular function: nucleic acid binding; endonuclease activity. NCBI's taxonomy places the organism in Eukaryota, Fungi, Ascomycota, Sordariomycetes, Hypocreales, Hypocreaceae. The transcript is spliced from 3 exons. The coding region runs from base 1 to 912 and encodes 303 amino acids. The record is from RefSeq and is a predicted model, not a curated record.
AUGAAGAUUUCUAUUGAACUCGUGGUGCUUGGGCUGGUGUCUUUGCCUGGGGCCAUAGCCUGGGGGCAACUUGGCCACUAUACUACAGCUUACGUUGCAAGCUAUUUCGUCUCCAACUCAACGGAAGCCUACCUCAAGGACCUUUUGGGCAACAAUGACGAUGACUAUCUCGCUGGAAUCUCCACUUGGGCGGACGACUUUGCACAUCGCGAUGAGGGAGAGUAUACUGGAGGGUGGCAUUAUAUCGAUGCUCACGAUCAUCCAGAAUCUGAAGACUGCAAUGUCGACUACAAGCGUGAUUGCAAAAAGGACGGCUGUGUUAUCAGUGCCUUGGUCAAUAUGACAGAAUUGGCUCUAAACAGCCAAAAAUCCGAAGAGGACCGCCAAUUCGCCGUCAAAAUGCUUGUUCACUUUAUCGGCGACUUGCAUCAGCCGCUUCAUAACGAAGACAUCGCACAAGGAGGCACUCAAUUAUCGGUAAAGUGGCAAGGUGACGAAGGAAAACUGCACAAAGUUUGGGAUACGUUGAUUCCCGAAAAAUUCACCGAGCAUCUGCAUAGUAGCCAGAACCGCCGUGCCUUGGAGUGGGCGCAAGAACUAGCAGGUGAAAUUUCCAAUGGAAAAUUCGCAGCGGAGAAGGAUAGCUGGCUGAAGGAUUUCGAUCCGUCGGAUUCCUUCAAGACGGUUCUGAAAUGGUCAAAUGAAGCAAACGACUUUGUUUGCGAUAACGUCUUUAUCGACAACUACGAGCCUUCACAAAUUAAAGGUAAAGAGCUGAGCAAGAAGGAUUAUUAUGAUCAGGCCAGCUCCCUUGUUGAGAAGCAAAUCGCGCGUGCGGGAUAUCGGAUGGCGGCGUGGCUGGAUGAGAUUGCUCGUAAUAAUUGGCAUGGACAAGACAACUCUGAGCUUUGA